Ornithodoros turicata is the source of this 3549-nucleotide messenger RNA. RefSeq lists its product as uncharacterized. The coding region runs from base 232 to 2064 and encodes 610 amino acids. The record is from RefSeq and is a predicted model, not a curated record. Lineage: Eukaryota; Metazoa; Arthropoda; Arachnida; Ixodida; Argasidae. The transcript is spliced from 14 exons.
CUGGAUGACUUGACCACUUGACGUCUUCGGGCUGUUUGUUUUGGUGCUGGCUGGUGGCUGUUCGUCGGGUAGGCCGCGUCAGUUAAACCUUAAUUACGCUUUUACCACCACCUGUGUUGAGUUGGUUGAAGAAUCUAUAACCUCUCCUGUGUUAUCACUGCUCACGAACAUUUGUUAUAUGCAUUAUGAGCAUUGCAUCUAGGAGUAAUGUUGUAACCUCAUAGCAGCCUAAUGAAAUGGAAAAAACUGCUUCCUAGAAAGCAGGCUGCCGUGACCACCUUAGGCCCAAUGGAGAUUUGCCGUGAUACCAAAACCACAGCACGUUCUAGUUUGCAAACACCAGAGUCUACAGCAGACGACGCUAGUUUGAGCGGAUCAUCUACAGACAGCUUAUCCAAAAAACGAAAUCCACCAGCUAAGCCCCCUAGGCGUCGACACUCUGUUUCAUCAUUAAAAGGGUCCGAGUCUACCGGAAAUCUCCGCAACUUACCUGCUUCGCUGAAGACAAUGUCACACUUCGUGAUCGGUGGGGGCGACGGCCACACCACAGACGGCAACACUACCACGAGAACAGACCCUGUCCACUGGAUAUUGGAGCCUCCUCCGAGCUUUGGAGGGUCUGCGGCCCCCAUGUCGCUCAACUGCAACCAUACGUUCGAAGGCAUUGGCACAAGCACCCCCAAUGAUGAGAGAGGAGAUUUUCAUUCUCUACCCCUGUCUAUGUCACAUAUACACAAGCCAAACAUGCAGACACUUCACAAUUCUACGAGCUACGGUCUGUUUGCUCGGUCGGUCCCGCCAACUGCAGUUCGAGGAGCCCCGUACAACAACUCUCCGUCUCCCGUUACGGACCGCGAUGUUCCUGACGUAGUGUCACGCUCCAGGGUUACUCCUGGCACUUCGCAUACGCACACCAGACGUUACUGUGGCAUGCGGCAGGUGUUUGUUCCAAGCCACCUAUCCGUCCCAGGUCAUCCGCGGAGGACGCACAGUGAUCCUGUCAUCCACUUGGACGAAAUGGCGGAAGAAAAUAUUGCAAUGACUGACUGGAGCGAAGGUAGACGGAAACCGAUUCAAAGGCCACACUUUGGGACUGAAGCUGAUGCCUGCAACCCUCAGCCACCUUUGGGUGGCUUUGCUCCGGAGGAGAUGGAAGCACUCAAGAAAAUAAACACAAAGCUGUGGACCCGAGUGAGGCACCUCCAGUCGCAGUUUGAACUAAUGAAGCGGGUACGAAAUCCUGAGAAACCCACUCCACCCGGCCCAAAUGGAAACUUUUCUGACCUCCUGGCUGAUGUGUACUAUGCUCAAAGGGAACGUGAUGAUGCUAUGCACAAUCGCCUCCGCUCAGCCAAUAAUGGGUUUGACAAGGCCCAGAAAGAAAUGCGCAGGGUUGCGGAUGUGUGGUAUGACGCAUCAGACAGUACAUCCAGUGAUGACAGUACGGAUGAUACAGUGGCUCUCAGUGGACUGGAUAAAAUCUUGCACGGCAUCGACAGCACAAGAAGACCGGCCAAGUUACAGCGGCACCGCGACACGCUUCUGACCACCGUUAAUCAUUUGAAGGAACGUCGCAGCAGGAGGCAUCGCAGUGAUGUUCGCGCCCUGCAGGCAGAGAGAGACCUUGCCUUGGAGAGGGUAAAGGUACUGGAGAAAGAAUUACAAGAAAUGCACAUGAAAGUGAUCUGGAAGUCAGAAAGUUGGACGCCCACCGUUGUUGACACCUUGCAGCAGGUAACACAAGAGAGGAAUGCAGCGCUCGGCAAACUUCAGGAACUGCAGGAGAGCCUGGGGACAGCCCACAAUGGCGGAUCGGAAAGGACCGAAGAAGCUCCGAGGAUAUCGAAUGAAGCUCAGACAGACUUCAUUGGGAUCAGGGAGAACUUUGUGGAGAAGGACAGUCUGAAAGAGUUGAGGGACGAAAUCGAACGCAUCGGCAGCAGGCUCGAGACUGAGAUACUGUCCAGGCAGAAUGCGGAGAUCAAAUGCCAGAAGUUGGAAGAGAUGAUCCACAACUUUCAGAAACGAAUCAAUGGCAUCACAAGUGAUUGCUCUCAAGCAUAAUGAUUGGAACAUAGCAAAUUAGUGGCAGCAUCUGGUGGCUGUGACAUAGACAGGUGCCAACUUUCAAGGUCAGCAGUUUGGGCUGGCUACAUGGCACUGCACAUCAGUGCAAUGCGUAGCAAUUCAGUGACUCAGCAACAUUGAAAGGUGCUGCAACGAAAAAUUUGUGCCCUUACGGUUUCUAGUAGGCCUAUUGCAACAAUCUCUACAAGCCAGACUGCUUAUGUGGAUGUGUUUCCACAGAACGGACUAGUUCCUAAGCACGAUGAGAUUAUGUGUGUUGUAAGCUAGUUAUAACGAAAGCUUGUUAGUUGCAAGAGUUUGCUGUGUGGAAGCUUGACCGUUAUCACAUUGGGCUGCAGCUUUACUGACACUUUGGUAAUGCACGAAAACACAACGGGAGGUUCUGAUUCAAGGCGACUGCCCCUCUCGACUGCACUACUCUUCCCUCAAGACUUCUUUUCUGUGCAGUUGCCUUAUUUUUGUUCUAGGGAGCACAGCACUAAAAAGAUUCUCAGUGCAAUACACAGACAUAGAGCUCAUACAAACUGUAGUACAAACGUGCCUAUUUAUUUAUGCGAGCAACUCAGAUAUAGAUUUUGUCAGAAUAGUGUACAGAAUUGAUUAGUUUUCUUUCUUUUUUUUUUCUUUUUUUUUCCAGCAGAUGAACAGGCCAUGCUCAGUAUUAGUGCCACGAUGGCUUUGUAGUGCGAAUUGUUUCAAAAUGACCAGUACCAUAUCACUGUGACAAUCAAUAUAAAAAUUGACAAUAUUUUCCAAUUAAUGGUGGAUUUUCAGUAUUGUGGGACCAAACAUUUUCCUCCUGCGAACUUUAGGCAUGGUGCAAUAAUGAUAGAAUUGUUGUAUAUUUUUUUAGAAGCCUCUUACGGGAACUACAGUGCAUUUGUACAUGCACUUUGGUUUCAUAGUUUUUGCAAUUUUGAAUAUAGCAUUGCAAUACAUGUUACAUACCUCAUUUGCUGUGCCUUGCCUUUGGUGAUAUAGCACGUAUGUUUAGCAUUUACUGUUGGUGUUGAGCUAACACAUUACUAAUGCACACACGAUUAUGGCAGCCUCAGGCAGCUGUGUUGAGCAAAAAACACAUUGUGCCUAUAUCAGCAUGCUUUUCUGUUUCUGUAGUGCCCAUGCCAUUUACUUUGUUAAGGUGUAGCCCUCCUAUUGGAGGAAGACUUGUCCUUGACAUUAUCAACUGUGAUAUCUAUAUGGUUAGUGCCUGUUUGUAAUGUACAUCUGAAAUGCCUGCAUUUGAUGUUUGAUGCUGAAAUUAUGUGCUUUACCUAUCUAUGGUUUGCAAAUGUAUGUGUAGCUUUUAAUGUCCCAUAUAUUUUUUUUUUUUUAACUGCCAUAGUGCUUUUGAAGGGAGUUUUUCUUUUUUUUUAUAGAAUACACCAGUAUCAACACGCACGACGAAACACUGUGUGGUGCUAAACGGUGUCAAAGAUCCAUUACAGAUUUUUAGGAAUA